AGCAUCAGUUCAGUUCAGUGGCCACUGCAAACAACAGCAGCAAUGUGGGCAGCACGUUCUACGGCACCGGCAUGCCGAUGCUGCCACGGGACGUGCUCCCGACUAGACACCUGAGCUUCGACUUCGAGGUGAAGCCGCCGGUCCCAGCGGUGGUAAGCAGCCCGUCGACGGGCGGCUACCACCAAUAUCAGGCGGAGGCGGCGGCCCUGCUAGUGGCGUCGUCGGCGCCGGAGAAACCACCAUCAGGGCAGGACAUGGAAGCAAGAACCAAGCAACUCGAGAAGAGGCAGGAGGCUAAGCAGAGGUACAAGGACAAGAAGAAGAACAGGAAGUUUGGCAAGCAGAUCAUGUACGUCUCCCGGAAGGUGCGAGCAGACACACGAAACCGAGUCAAGGGCAGAUUUGCAAAGGCGUGCAGCGGCAGUGGCCACAGCGGCGACGAUCAGUCUACACAGCAUUGCGAUGAGAAUGAGCAGCCUACAGAUUCUUGCCUAUAGGUAUAGGAUUAGAGGUUCUACUGGAUAGAUCAGUUCUUUGAUUUUCUUUUUACACAAGUGAGUAGGUAGAAUAAGUUAGAUGAGUGUUCUUUUUCCCGCGGCACUUUGUUAGUUGUUUUCCAACCUACCCUUUGGGCACUUCUAUUUGAUUUCUAGGAUCGUUACAGCAAUGCCCGGCCCUGUGAUGUAAUAAUAAUUGUGUAAGGAACAUGCCACCAUUUGUGCCAUUUCAAGUGAUUUUGGUGAUCGAAUGACAACACAACACUUGGACUAA
Panicum virgatum (switchgrass) is the source of this 771-nucleotide messenger RNA. RefSeq names its product zinc finger protein CONSTANS-LIKE 9-like. Bases 72 to 497 code for a protein of 141 amino acids. The record is from RefSeq and is a predicted model, not a curated record. Gene Ontology annotation, molecular function: protein binding. Lineage: Eukaryota; Viridiplantae; Streptophyta; Magnoliopsida; Poales; Poaceae. The transcript is spliced from 2 exons.